Coregonus sp. 'balchen' is the source of this 6352-nucleotide messenger RNA. The record is from the annotation of a GenBank genome assembly. Lineage: Eukaryota; Metazoa; Chordata; Actinopteri; Salmoniformes; Salmonidae.
AUGGAAGCAUCUCUUUCCUCCUCAGACGCUUUGUUGGCGGACCUGGAAUCCACGACAUCCCACAUCUCCAAGCAUCCUGUGUUCCUAUCUGAGGAGACGCCCUACUCUUUCCCCACUGGGGGAAACUCUUACCAGGAUGUGUCAGUCCCUCCCCCGGUGCCGCCCCCUCCCUCUGCUGAGGCUCUGAAUGGUUCUGUGAUCGACUCCCCUGACUCCCUCCACUCCUCCCAACAGGUCAGUCACACAUCAGACCCACUACUCACACUUGCGCAUAUCAUUCAGUAAAUGGCUUUUCAUUACUAAACUGAGUGAAUGUUCUCUUCUCUGCAGUCCUUGGGUUCAGCUCAGAAGAGCUCAUGGUCCAGGGGCAGUAGCAGCCCGCCCCUGUCCCACAUUGAAGAGGACCACGUCUACAGGUAGGCAGAAGGGCCAUAGGAACAGAUCCCUCUGAAGGGACCCCCACUGGGAGACUACUAGACCGUCUCACUCUGUCUGUUUUUUACACUCGACCACAAUUGACACCCAUUGUCUCUCAGUUUCCCCAACAAACAGAAGUCUGCUGACCCAUCUGCGGCUGCCAUGAGCUCAAUGCUAGGCAGUAACCUGUCAGAGCUAGACAGGCUGCUCCUGGAGCUCAAUGCUGUCCAGCAGAACUCUCCCUCUUUCCCCACCACAGGUAGACAGACAGUGAAACACAUCCUACAAAAAUAUUCACUAGGUUUUGGUGUUUAUAUUACCAAAGUGGCACUUCUCUGUCAUUUAACUGUGCAAUAGGUGGUCUUGUCUUUGCAGUAUGUGUUUACUGCAUGUUACUGUGAUGAUGAACGAUGUCCCACUGUCCUCUCUACCCACAGAGGAAACCGCCCCACCCCUGCCAUCCUGCAGCAUUACCAACUAUGUGCAGCAGAACGGGGGGCACGCUGACAUCAUGGUGAGCCCUCCCGUUCAGGAGAAGCCCAAACAGAAUGGGACCAGGGUGGUGGAGGAUGGCCGGCCCACAGUGGAGAGUCUGCUGGAUGAGCUGGAGGGUUCUGUACCCAAUCCCAGGUAAGAAUAUUGGCAGUUACUCCUAUUCAAGAGUCACAGAUGGACAAGGAUGAGUUUGUCAUCACUUUGAAUUAUAGGAUAAUGCUAGCUAGCAAUGAGAUCAUGUUAAUAAUCUACUGUAGCCUUGAUUGUGGUGCUCUAUCUGAUCAUGUGCUAUGAUUGAAUGAAUAAUGACUUGUUUCAGGGGGUCCAGGUUGGAUUGUGUGUGUGAUCAUGUGCUUUGUUUGUGUAUUCUGCAUCCCCAGCCCCUCUGUCCUUCACAGUGAGUUGGACUCCUCCUCUCAGCAGCAGGCCAGAAUCUCAGCAUCCUGUGCUACACGCGAGCUUGACGAGCUCAUGGCCUCCCUGUCCGACUUCAAGGUGCACAGCAGUGUGUGUGGACAGGACUUACGCUUGUCCUUUUUAUGAAAAAAUCCUAUAUUUUCUGAUCUGAUUAUUUCCCUUUAAUAUCUUCCUCCUCUUGUGGUGUCCUUUUCCUCUCUCCUGUCCUGUCCUGUCCUCUAGCCUGUUCUUGGCUCCUUCGGGUCUAUGAACUUUGAUCCCCAGCUGGAUCAGGCAGAAACCUCCCCCAGCAGCACUCUGAAGGUCCAUCCACGUACCCCCUCCGCCCCUGCUGCAGCUGCAGCUGCCCCCUCCCCCCUUCUCCCCUCUCAACCUGCCUGUGACUCCCCUCUCUUCUCUCUGCCUGCCUGGGAGCUGCACAUAGAGGAGGAAGGUAGGGGGGCAGUGUCCCCUCCACAUCCAUCAUUAUCAAACCCUCCCCCAGCAACUGUAACCUCCCAGAGCCCUCUGUCCUUUGCAAAGAGUGACCCAGAACCAGAAGUCUUCAUCGACAUCUCUCCCACCAUGCUGUCCUCUCAUCAGAAGUCCUUGGUAGUCCUCAACCACUCCAAACCUUCACCUAGCACAGACCCCAGUCCUCCCAAUGCUGCUAAACCAUCACUCACCUCAGCCUGCACCACCCUGGACCAGAACCCCUUAAAAUUCCCUAGUCCCUCUAUAGAAUGUGGCAUAACUCUCUCUGUUACCAAAAGCCCCAGUCCCCUAACUGACAUGGAUCUAAGUUUAUCUACUCAAACUACUACUAAGAGCCUUAGUCCUGUUCCUUUCUCUAACUCCAAGUCCCCUUUACCUCUCUCAGCUUCUGUCACCAAGUCCCCUACUCCUCUCACUUCUUCUAAAGCCCCCUCACCAUCUCUGGUCACGUAUCCCAAGGCUCCCUCUCCCCCAGCUCUCACUAGCCCCAAGAUCUCCAGGAGAGUGCUGGAGCCAGUCCCUGUAGCUGAGCCCUCUCUGGAUGAAGCCCUGGAUAAGCUGCUGGCCAUGAGUUUCACCAAGAUGGAGAAUGAUAGAGUCCCUAUGGAGGCACCUUGGCUGAAGAGGGAGGUGGUGCAUGAAGAGUGCAUCAUGCCCUUAGCCAGAAGGGAGGUGCAGCCGGACACCACCGGGAGUACCCGGGACGGGGCAAGUACCCAUGAAGGGACAAUUACCCGCGAUGGGUCAGUAAUGAGUGGACACAUAGAUGGGCACAGGGAGCUCAUGGACUGGGCUGAUGUGGAGCUGAACAUGUGUCUCCAAGAUGGACUGGAUGGUAGUAUGACUCCUAAUACAGAGAGACCUUAUACAGAUGGGAGCAUGACCCCGAUGACUGAGGCCAGCUGGAUGGAUGAGUCCCUGGAUGGCUCCUCCUGUCCUGGGACUCCUGAUGCUUCCCUGGACCUGCCUCUGCUGCAGCAUGUCACCGUGGACAGGGUCUCGGCAUCUGGACAUGUACGGGACUGCCCUCGCCAUCACACUUUUCUGCUCUGCACAAACACACAUAGAAACAACAGGGUUGGGUAGGUUACUUUCUAAAUGUAAUCCAUUAGUUACUACUUACCUAUCCAAAAUUGUAAUCAGUAACGUCAUCUGAUACUUUUUGAUUACUUUGCCCUUAAGAGGCAUUAGAAGACUAAAAGGAUCCAUCAAACGCAUUUGGUGUGUCAUCAUAGUCGUCUCCAGACUUGCUCAGGUGGAAGAAACUUAAACUAGCACCUUUUUUCAAUGCCGACUUGAAUGUCAUUGAGAAAACAGAAAGGUGUCAAUGUAUUGUUUUUGCAAAUGUAUUUUCAAAAUUUUUAAGUUACAUUGUUUUUUUAAAAAGUAUCUGUAAUCUGAUUACAAUAUUUUAGCUGAUAAUGUAACUGACUAGUUAAUCCGAUUCCAUGUAAUUCGCUACUCCCCAACCCUGGUCAGAGUUAAAUGUUAUUCAUACAAUAGCAUAACACAUUUCUGUAAUCUCAGAAAGAUGGUCGUUUUGAUACCAAAACAUCUGUUAUUCUUUGUUGUUGUUGAGAUAAUGUCAUUACAAUCUGCACACCAGGAUGUUUGCUGCCUCUGCAGAGUGGCUAAUUGUUCACUGCCUGGCUGUGUCCUUUGUUGGCAUGUUUUGUUAAAACCAAACAAUUAGAUUUGUGACCACAUCCUAUGACUACCUUACUUGUUGUACCAAUGUGGCAUGACGCCCCCAUCUUGCACAACCAUGUUCUGCUAAAUGGUCAGGGAGCAUAUGGGGACUGUGGGGAGGUUGGAUGGGGUCUGAGCACGUAAGGCCGCAUGAGUGUGACUGACAUGUUCCUUUGGACAUGACUUUACCCACUGCUGCUACACACCCUUGAGGAGAUGGCUGCCUUUGGCUUUGAGUGAACUGGAAUGGUGCUUCAUCUGAAUGGACUGCUUCCUCUGAACUGAACCACUCACCUGGCCUGCGGUAUUGUAACUGGAUCACAGUGGAUUCCUGAUGCUCGUUCUCCUUCUAGCUUAAAUCAGUGAUUAGGCGCACCAAGGAGACCCCCAACGUGCACCCCAUGUACCGAGAGAGUCACCCCCGGAGGGGGCGGGUGGGCCCCAUCAUUGUCAACAAGAGCAGCUCCCAGGACCGCCUCAUAGAGGAGCUGCAGGGGAAGCUGGGGAUUGGUCGAUUGGCUGACCGCCGGCGUAAGCAGCCUGACGAUUGGCUCACUGAGGGUGUCAUCGUCAUGUCCAAGCCACAGCGUUUCCGUGGUGACGGGGCUGCGAACGAGGUGGACAAGGUUGGCCUGGAUACGAUCAUAACAGGAUCCCACCAUCCCAGAUACUAUUGCACAUUUCUCAUGAAUUUUUACUCUGAAAUUUCACUUCACUUUCCGUUCUUUACCUUUUCAUUUUCUCUGGUUGUCCCUGUCUGUCUUCUUCUUCUCCUCAGAUCAUUAUUCCCCCAGAGUCACCUAUAACUCAGAGGGUCAUUUCCCCACCCCAGUCUCCCCCAGCCCCUCGUCACCCUCCUAUUAUAGAAGAACCCAGGAGACCCCCACCUAUGAAGCAGACCUCUGCUCCCCUACCUCCUACCCCUCCCCCCUGUCCCCCUCCUCAACCUCCUCCACCCCAGGAACCCAUCCCUCCCCCACCUCCGCUUGUACAACCUCCACCCCCACCUGUCCCAGUACAGCAGCCCCCUGCCCCCAAGCCAGAGCCCGCUGCCCCAGCGCCGCCUCCACCGGUGCAGCCUGCGCCACCACCACCUCCCCCCAAAGCCCUGGUGUCCGUUGGCUGUCAAACCGAAUACGACCCAAUAUUACCUCCGAUGCAGGCAUGGCUCUCCGUCUCUACCUUUCUAUUUCUGAAGUGACAGAACCCCUUAUCUCUUUCUCACUGGCUUCAGUUUCCUUCAUUAAACCCACUGUUUAGUUAGUUAUUUGUGCAGAUUUGUUUGUAUGAGAGAAUGCACUAUGCUCUGGUGUCCGUACUCUCCUCUCACCCUCCAUCUUUUGACAGAUCAUGGCCCAGGGGAAAGGUGUCCCUGGAGGCCUCCCAACGCAGGUCAACAAGCUGGACAACAUGCUCGGCAGCCUGCAGUCUGACCUCCAUAAGCUGGGUGUGCAGACUGUGGCCAAGGGAGUGUGUGGGGCCUGCUGUAAACCCAUCGUGGGACAGGUGAGGGGAUUGGGUGGGCCUGAGAUUAGGCUUUGGUGACCUUUCUAAGACCAUUGUCUCUCAUUACGUUACAUUUAAUUGCUGAGCUUUGUUAGCGUGGUUAAUUUACAUAUACUGUCGAUCUGUGUGUCCAGGUGGUAACUGCCAUGGGGCGCACGUGGCACCCAGAGCACUUUGUGUGCACACACUGUCAGGAGGAGAUAGGCUCCAGGAACUUCUUUGAGCGUGACGGAGCGCCCUACUGCGAGAAGGACUACCACAACCUGUUCUCCCCACGCUGCCACUACUGCAACGGACCUAUUCUGGAUGUAAGCAAACACCAUAUACUACAAAAAUAACUUAUUACAACUAAGGCAGUGCACAGAUACAGUCUCGCAAUAGCAGCUAGCAGAGAGUAACUGUUCCAAUGAUUAUGUCUACAGAAAGUUGUGACUGCGUUGGACAGGACAUGGCAUCCUGAACACUUCUUCUGUGCUCAGUGUGGAUCAUUCUUUGGCCCAGAGGGUGAGUUUGACCAAUUCUUGGAGCUCACUUGUAAUGACCAGUUCUAGAGUGAGAUGCAGAACUCAUGAUCUGUAUGUGUCUCAUGAAGGCUUCCAUGAGAAGGAUGGGAAGGCGUACUGUAGGAAGGACUACUUUGACAUGUUUGCGCCUAAAUGUGGCGGCUGUGCCCGAGCCAUCCUGGAGAACUACAUCUCUGCACUGAACUCCCUUUGGCAUCCAGAGUGCUUUGUCUGCAGGGUCUGUAUUCUGCCCUUUUCCCUUCAUAUAAGGGCAUUCAUGUUGAUGUUAUUAUUCCUGACUCGUGUACUUACUCAUUACCCCCUCUGUUUGUGUAUGCAGGAGUGCUUCACCCCAUUUGUGAAUGGGAGUUUCUUUGAGCAUGAUGGGCAGCCCUACUGUGAGGUGCACUACCACGAGCGCCGUGGUUCCCUCUGCUCUGGCUGCCAGAAGCCCAUCACGGGCCGCUGCAUCACAGCCAUGGCCAAGAAGUUCCACCCGGAGCACUUUGUCUGUGCCUUCUGCCUCAAGCAACUCAACAAGGGCACCUUCAAGGAGCAGAACGACAAGCCCUACUGCCAGGGCUGCUUUGUGAAACUCUUCAGUUAAGGAGUAGAUUGUCUAUGCCUGGAGAUUUGUGUGUGUGUGUGUGUGGCUCACAAGUGUGUGUAUGGGGGAAGUGUCUGUGUAGCUCAGGUAGUGUGUGCGAAUCAGAUUGAGUGCAUUUUAGAAAGUGUGAUGGUGUGCGCGUGUGUAGUUCCAUCAUUCUCCUAUUAGCCCCUGAAGUGUAAUGGACAUCCAUAUCAGGUCUAGGCCUGUCUGCUCUCUCUGUGAUGCUCAGAAUAGCGUAUGA